UAUCCGAUGAUCUGCGAAUUGUGGUAGUUUCUGUUGCUUCAUGUGGUUUUGAUAGUAUCGGGGAUGGGAUUUUAGUGAAUUUUAAUGUUGCUUCAACUUGAUGUGUUGAUUUUGUUUGUUGUCUACUGCUUAGUUUAUUUGUCAUUAACUUCUAGAUGCUCAGUGCUUCUUUUCAAAUGCUUUUCUUUGCUUGUGGUGCAGAGUUGUGUAAUAUGUAAGUAGACUCAUGGUUCCUGCACUCAAUGCAGCAGAUGUCCUACUUAUUUUCAAGUUAUGUGUGCUGCAAGAGCAAGACACAGCAUGGAAUUACACUGCCUGGAGAAGAGUGGGAGUCAAAUAACAAAGAAGUUGAUAUAUUGCGCCGAUCAUAGAAGGUUCGACAGCCAAGAGGUUGAUUAUAACUAUGUCGUGGUCAUUAACAAAGGACAGAAAAGCAUCAAAUAUGUUUCGGUAAAUCUAGUAUACAUGGAUGGGGACCCUUUGCUCGAAGAAAUAUUCAGGAAGGAGAAAUGGUACCUUCUUCUGAAAACUACCUCAUUAUUUGCAUGUUAUGCUUUAGUUGGACGGAAAUGCUGUAUUUGUCAUUAUACUUUUCAUUUAUUCUUGGAAAUGGAGGACAUGAUAAAAAGAGACAAGUACAACGAUUUAUAUUCUCAAAUGUUUUUCGUUUUUUCAUUACCAUAAAGAGUGGAGUUUAGGAA
This is a messenger RNA of Eucalyptus grandis, 701 nucleotides long. RefSeq lists its product as uncharacterized. Bases 274 to 684 code for a protein of 136 amino acids. NCBI's taxonomy places the organism in Eukaryota, Viridiplantae, Streptophyta, Magnoliopsida, Myrtales, Myrtaceae. The record is from RefSeq and is a predicted model, not a curated record. The transcript has 4 exons.